This is a messenger RNA of Cladophialophora yegresii CBS 114405, 2106 nucleotides long. RefSeq lists its product as uncharacterized. Bases 1 to 2106 code for a protein of 701 amino acids. The record is from RefSeq and is a predicted model, not a curated record. NCBI's taxonomy places the organism in Eukaryota, Fungi, Ascomycota, Eurotiomycetes, Chaetothyriales, Herpotrichiellaceae. The transcript has a single exon.
AUGGCCACCUUUCGCAAGCUAUCUACCCUGUUACUUCUCCUCAUCGCGGGUCUCCCCGUCAUCCAAGCGAUUUGCUCGUCCCAAUCCCCGUUCUACCCGCCACCCACAUACGACGGCCACGCCUCCGAGAUCUGGGAGACGUUCAGCCAGAUCGAGGCCUCACUCGCCACGCUCACGAGGAACAACAACACCGCGCUCGACGCGUCGUCGUAUUCCAUCGAGGUCACGUCCUCGCAAGGCACGCUGUGGUCCACGUUCCAUACGGCCCGCGCCAAAAACGAGACGAGGCCGGGCGCCGUCCAAGUGAAUUCGACGAGUCGGUACCGCAUCGCGAGCAUCACGAAGGUGUUUACCGUGUUGGGCGUCUUGCAUUUGCAUGGCGAGGGGAGGUUGGCGCUUGACGAUAGCGUUGCGAAAUACGUCCCUCUCUGGGGGUUUGGGGAUUCUGGGAAUGCGACCUCGGACUCGAAUGCCAACUCUAGUGCGUUGGCCUGGGACAAAAUCACGCUCCGAUUACUCGCUAGUCAAAUCUCCGGCCUGCCUAGAGACUGGGCGCAGGGAGACCUGCUAACAGGGCCGGACGACCACACGGCAAUGGGUCUUCCUCCCAUUGGGGACUCUGCGCCGGAACGCGCCAACCUCCCCAAAUGCGACUCCUACGAGGACUACAAGCCCUGCACGGCGCACGAGCUGCUGACCCACCUGCAGCACAGGGUUCCGUUGUUCCCACCCGGCAUGAAAUCGACGUACAGCAACAUCGCGUUCGAACUGCUGGGCCUGGUCAUCGCCAACGUGACGGGCAUGGCGUACGAAGAGGCGAUAACGACCUCGGUCCUUCGCCCACUCGGCAUGAACGAGACGUCCUUUACCAAGCCGCCGGACGAGGUGGCCGUGCUCCCGAAAGGCAACGCCUGGUACUGGGACGUCGACGAGGGCGUGCAGAACCCGACAGGUGGAUUGUACUGCUCUGCCGGGGACAUGUCGAUCUUUUUGAGGCACGUGCUGACAGAGUACAUGGACGCCGGGGCAUCGGGGAUAAAUUGGCUGCCUAAUUCGUUCUCGUCGGCGGGUGGGUUUGGCAGCUGGUACGGCAUGCCGUGGGAGACGUUCCGGACCGAGAAGAUCCUUGGUGGUCGAUCCGUCACGUUCUUCACCAAAGGCGGCGGACUCCCCGGGUAUAGGACGAUUGUGGCUCUGGUGCCGGAAUUCGACCUGGGCUUCACGAUUUUCACGGCCGGGGAUGAGGAGUUUCUGAGUGAUUUGCUGGAGAUGGUCACCGUGCCGUUGAUUCGCGCGGCGGAUAGACUCGCGGCCAGGCAGAUAGUAGACAGUUAUGUCGGGGAGUUCGCCUUCUUGUCCUCGUCAGAGGAGAACACGUCAUCAGAAGAGAAGGGGGAGGACAGGGACGAGAAUGAGCAGGAGCGGGAGAAGAAGGGUGAAGCCGACGUGACCCCUAGGGCUGCGCCCCUCAACUCCUCCCUCGCCUUAACCUACACGCCGGCGCACGGGCUCGAGAUCACACGCUGGAUUUCCAACGCGACGGACAUGCUCGCGGUGUUUCGCGCGCAAUUCAAGUUGCCUAGCGAUAGACAACUCCAUGCACAACUUAUUCCCACACUUUUGUAUCGCGAUAACCCGAACACAGAGCAUCGCAGAGAGGGCGAGUGGAAGGACAUGGGCGAGCGCGAGGGCAGCAGAGACGACAAGCAGAAGGAGGUGAACAAGCCCGGGGCCAGCAGAGACGACGGUAGGCAAAAGAUGACCAAGCGUGGCGAACUAUGGCGCAUCGUCUUCGCACUCGACAAGCCUUCUAGCCCCGCGGGCGUGGGCGUGUGGGAUGAUUUCUGCCUCGCGGACGUGGACACCAAGAUGUAUGCGGGCAGGCCGCUGAACGAGGUCGUUUUCUGGGAUCGUGACGCGGACGAAAACAGCGGAACGGGACGGUUCGGGCGCGUCGAGAUGUCUGCGUUUCGGGUGAAUUUGACGAGGGUGCAGGUGCACGGUACUUGUGGCGGGAGAUAUGGUUGUGACCAGGCGAAGGCAACGACGGGAGAAGAUUUCAAGUUCUUGGCUCAGGACGGGACGGGGAAGCUAGGUAGAAGGUAG